AUGCAACUGGAAACUAUUUCACUUAUUUUGAUAAUUUAUUUCAUUAAAUUACAUUGUGUCCUGUGUCAGAGAGAUAUCAAGCCAUCUGAUCUGAGUACUUCGUAUGAUAGCCAAAGAAUUCGACGAUUAAAGCGUGAACUUGCAAACAAUAUUGUAGAAGGUCCACAAGGUAAGAAAGGACCACGGGGUCCACCGGGUCCCACAGGUCCUCCAGGACUGCAAGGAGAAAGAGGGCCACCCGGUGAACAAGGUCCACCUGGUCCACCAGGCCCUCCUGGUCCAAAGCGUAAAGAUAGAAGGAACUUUGAAAAACCGGUAUUAGUGGGAAUAGCAGUGGGUGCACUAUUUGCGUGUUCACUUGCGCUGGUAUUCUUUCUUCUGUCUGCAACCAGAGUGAUACUGCGAAGUUCCAACGACGCUGAGGAAGAGUAA
Molecule: messenger RNA, 432 nt
Organism: Brugia malayi
Lineage: Eukaryota; Metazoa; Nematoda; Chromadorea; Rhabditida; Onchocercidae
Exons: 3
Coding region: 1-432 (143 amino acids)
Source: RefSeq, a predicted model, not a curated record